Messenger RNA from Camponotus floridanus (Florida carpenter ant), 2396 nucleotides. Its product is annotated as SET and MYND domain-containing protein 4. The record is from RefSeq and is a predicted model, not a curated record. Gene Ontology annotation, molecular function: protein binding. Lineage: Eukaryota; Metazoa; Arthropoda; Insecta; Hymenoptera; Formicidae. Bases 58 to 2082 code for a protein of 674 amino acids. The transcript is spliced from 4 exons.
AGAAAGAGAGAGACAUGUUACAUUAAAUAUACAAUCUGUCCCGAUAACAAUUACAGAAUGUCUUCGACGAAGAAGGGAAACGUCUCGCUCGACGAAUUUUGUCGUGUCGUGUACGACGAAAUUGUCUCGCAAGAGCCGUUUGCAACUCGAUUCGCGAAAUUGUCCACGUCGGGCGACAGGCGAGGAAUGAUCGAGAUGCUCGUAGAAAUGCCCCGUGUAGCGGGCCUGAAACCGGGCGAUUCGUAUCAGGGUAAGAACGACGCGCGAGCCGCGCGAUUGUACGAAAAAUCGCUUAAAAUGACGGCGGCAGGAUCCGGGGACGAGCACGCGGAGAUUAAAACGUGUAAUAUUCUCACAAAAGCACUGUUUGCAGCCGGUGCGAACGGUAGAGUGUUUCUAGAUGCGCUCUGCGAGCGCGCUAGACGUUCCUACUGUCUGAACGCUUACGCGAGCUGUCUACGAGACUGCGAGUGCAUGCUGGCGCUUCCUGCGAGUUUCUAUGACGACUCCGCGGAAAACGUCAAGUACUUUGUGCAGCGUAGAAAAGAGUGCCUGCAGCUAGAACGGGAAUGCUCCCGGAAAUUGGAGGGGAACGCGUCUUUCAGGAAACACCGCGGAAGGACGUCCUAUUCCUCUUCCUCUUCUUUGUCGCUUGGAAAACGAAUCGCCGCGAUGCCCGUCGUCGACGGCAAGCCGCACGAUUGCCUCGCGAGUUGUUCAGAUAGCGUCGAACUGCGUCUUGACGAAGCAAGGGGCCGGCAUCUCGUAGCUGCAAGAGACAUCAGACCGGGUGCUGUACUCAUUGUCGAUCAGCCGUUUUCCUUUAGCACAGACGGACCGGCUCUCAGCAGGAAUUGCUUGUAUUGCCAUGCCACACUUAAAUUAGAAGACAGCGUUAAAAUCCCGUGCCGUAAUUGUCAAACAGUGUCUUUUUGCACGGAAACAUGUCGCAAGAAAGCGUGGGAAGCCUAUCAUCAAUACGAAUGCUCGGUAUUUGAUCAUUUCUUCGAAAAUUCCUCAAACGAUAGACGCCAGCAAACGGCGUCUUAUCUCUUACUAGCCUAUCGUACGACGGUUCUGCAAGCGUUAUCGCUACGAGACAACGUGGAAACGAAAUGCGUUUUGAAUCCUGAUUUCUUACGAUAUCACGCCAGUGAUAAAGGUUUCGACGACAUCGAUAAAGAAUACACAAAAUCAAAAUCGAGACGGAUAUACAAUCCUCUCGAUUACCGAACGGUAUUCCAGCUGGAGACUCAUUGCACCGAUGUAGAACCUAAUGUGAAUCUCAUUCGCACGAUUCAAGCGAUCUUCCUCGCAAAAUGCUUGCUCUCCGUUCUGAGUAAAUUAGAUGUUGAAGACUGUAUGAAGGAAAUAUUUGUUCCAUUGGCCGUGGCUAUGCUGCAUCAUUUGCAGGCGAUUAAUUGCAACGCGUACGAGAUUGUUGAGAAUGUUCACGAGGAAGUGACGCGCGUUUGGGAACCCAGGAAUAUCGGCGGUGCGAUUUACACCACAGUCAGUCUCGUGAAUCAUAGCUGCUAUCCCAAUGUAGUUCGCCAUUCUUAUCCCAGUGGAAUAGUCGUGGUCAGAGCGUUGCGCUUUAUCGGCAAAGGAUGCGAGAUACUCGAUUGCUAUGGACCUCAAUUCCUCAGCGAGAGUAGAAUGGCUAGACGCGAACUUUUAUGGAAGAAGUAUCGAUUUUUAUGCGAAUGCGACGCUUGCACGCAAGACUGGAAAUUUCCGCUGCCCGAGACAAUGUAUUACAAAUGUACAGCGUGUUUCGAACCAACAGAUAUCUCGGUGAUAAAUAUCAACAUUUCGCAGAAGGUGACAAAUCAACAAUGUACCAAGUGUCAAAAAAUGAUCGAAUUAAAAAAACUCGAGAAACAACUUCGUAAAUCGAUUCAAAAGAGAUUGAACGCUGUCGCUAAAAUAUAUCAGGGAAAUUACAAAGAUGCGAUCCCUUUGCUAUUUGAACACGUGUACUUUGUCAAUAAACACUUGGUUGAACCUAAUAUCGAAGGCAUCAAAACAGAACAAUGUAUCGUUCAGUGUUACAAUUCUCUCGGCUUGAUUUCUGUGUAAUAAUCUCUGAGUUUGCUUGUAACAGUCACUUAUUAUAAAUAGUUUAUUUAAAUAAUUACUAUAAGUGACUGUUACUUAAAUAGUAGUGAAAUAGUUAUUUUUUGUUGUCAGUUUCUUGCUUUUUACAUAGCAUUGUAAAAAGAUGCCAUGUAUAUAUUUCGCAUAAGAAUAUACUUUCAGCCACUUUAGAAAAGAUUUAUAAACAUAGAAAAACAGGAAAUGUUUAUGGCACAAUGUUCUUCAUUCUUAAGUGCAUUAUCAUUAAAGCAAUGCAAGAUUUAUAAUUAAGUAAUAAAGAAGCAUAUAAUUUCUGU